This is a messenger RNA of Lytechinus variegatus (green sea urchin), 1722 nucleotides long. Its product is annotated as kin of IRRE-like protein 1. Gene Ontology annotation, cellular component: cell-cell junction. The coding region runs from base 1 to 1722 and encodes 573 amino acids. Gene Ontology annotation, biological process: cell-cell adhesion. Lineage: Eukaryota; Metazoa; Echinodermata; Echinoidea; Temnopleuroida; Toxopneustidae. Gene Ontology annotation, molecular function: cell adhesion molecule binding. The transcript has 7 exons. The record is from RefSeq and is a predicted model, not a curated record.
AUGGCAUCUUAUUUGCAGUUCUGCUUCAUCAUUCUCUUGUGCGGAAAAGACUCCCCAUCUGCAGCUUCGAUUUCUUUUCAACAACAGACCCUACCAGUCACCGGAGAAGAUUUUACAAUUGAAUGCAGGUAUCCACCUUCUUUAUAUCCUCGCUCUGCACAGUGGAGACACGAGGACAUCCAGGUUGCUUCUGAAUCGUGCACUUCUACGAGUACCUGUACAACUACAAUUCCUAAUCCAACAAAGUACAAGAUAAUGGGAGAUGACCGCAGCACAUCGCUUACAAUAAUCAAUUUGACGGCUGAUGACAAUGGGAGAUACACAUGCGAUUUUCUAAACAAAAGUGGAUUAUGGUCGGCGGAUGAGACAAUACAAGUACUAAGUCCAGCUCCGCCGUCGCAGGUCUCCAUUGACAUUGCACAAUCCGGCAACCCGAUUUCGAACUCCGCAACUAUAAUAGUAACUUCUGGAGAACCGUAUAACAUUACAUGCAAUGCUUACCAGGCAAGACCUCCUGCAGUACUGACUUGGAUUAUACCAGAUGAUAUGAUAUUUUAUGUCCACGGUCAGUCCGAUAUAAUUCAAAGAAACAAGUACGUGUCAAGUAAAAGAGCUACCAUCACGCCCUCAAUGAAUGACCAAGGGAAUGUUCUGCGCUGUGAAGCAUCACAUUCUACCCUAUUCACCAACUUAAACGUUUCAGUGUCCCUGAGUGUUCAUGUUCUACCGUCGAGCAUGACCCUCUUUCAAAGUGGGAUUGGCAAGGACAACGAUUUUGGACAAGCAGUCAUUUACGUUCAAGAGGGUUUACCCUCGUCAAUAACCUGCAAAUGCAUUGGAUCAUUACCAGCAGUUGAAUUUGUUUGGAAACUUGGUAGUUCUACCAUUCUUCAAGAUAAUAUUAGUCUUCAAAAGCAUAACAAUGCGAUAGAUCACAGUUUGUACGACACUAAAAGUAUCAUCACAUUUAUUCCAGAGAGAAAGCACCACGGAAAGUCUAUCCAAUGCUUUGCAAGCUUAGGAAGCUUUUCGGAACGAAGGUUUGCCAAAGUCCUUGUUAAAGGUACACCUGACAGUAUACAAAUUGCUUCCCUUGAAGAUGCUACGCUGGAGGAAGGAAUGGAAACCAACGUAACCUGCAGGGCACUAAAUGGAUACCCUGCUCCAUCAAUUCAUUGGUAUAUCGGAUCAAGAAACAUCACCAAAGACUCAUCUCUUCAGAAUACGGUCAAUGCUGUUGACCGAUACGAUGCUGAAAGCACUCUGAUAUUAGUUCCGAAUUGGCUUGAACAUGGGAAGCGUCUCCUUUGCCAGGCAGUUCAAACUACACCAAUUUCAAGCAUCUCAAUAAACGAAAGCCUCAUCUUGAACGUAUCAUAUUCACCCAUCGUCUCCAUUACUGCUCGACGUCUUACUUCACUUACAUCCCAUAAAGGAAGUGGGGCUUUAGAGUUCAUGUUGACAUGUAGAGCAGAUUCCAAUCCACCUGCCAUUGUCUUUGAAUGGUUAACUGAUGAAACUAUUGUUUUCAAUGACACCAGUAACAUGAAGCUCCACCAGGAUAACCCAGAACAAGCAGAAAGAGAGACCGUAACUACUAGUGACCUGAUGAUUCCAAGCCGACCCUCUGAACAUCAAUCGAUUUACAAUUGCAGUGCUGUGUCCAGAUACGGAUUCGGAUCGGCAGUAUUCAACUCCUCGUUAUUUCAAACUGAGGAGUAA